Messenger RNA from Rotaria sp. Silwood1, 1257 nucleotides. NCBI's taxonomy places the organism in Eukaryota, Metazoa, Rotifera, Eurotatoria, Philodinida, Philodinidae. The record is from the annotation of a GenBank genome assembly.
AUGAAUAAUCUAGGGCGCCGGAAUAAACCACUGUCAUCAACACCAAUGUCUAUGGGACAAGAUAAAAAACCUAGUACAAUGGUUCUAAACUUGGACAAGGUUUCUAUUAGAGAAGAUGAGCAUUUAUUGGUCAACGAAAUUCAAAAAGAAGUUCCUAUGAAAUAUCAAUUAAAAUCAUUAGAAGAACCAGCUUUAUCACAAAGACUAAAUCAAUUAUCUGUGACUUCUCAUCACACACCUGAACAUCUCAUUAGUGUUCAUGAAGAUGAUGCGGAAAAUAUCCCCUAUUAUCUAUCAAAAGAAAGUGAAUCUUUUCAAAAAAUGACCGGCAAUUUAUCAUCCAAUGAAUUAGUCGAAAAAUUACGGCAAAUGGCUAUUUUGAUACACCAACUAUUUAUGAUCGAUUUAGAAAAAUCACUUUGGUCCACUUAUUUGAAGUCCGGUACAGGCCAACUCCCGGUAAAUCAAAUGGAUAAUGAUCAUCUUAGUCAUCCACAUCUUUGGCCCAUUGAAGUGCAAAAACUUAUGCGUCAACAAUCACUUGAUAGCACCGAUUCGGCAGCAUGUUUAACUUAUGUCACACAACAUCUUGAUGAAUUAAAUGAUAAAAUGAAACAAUAUCAAACCAAAUAUAAUAUGAUGAAAAACCAAUACUUCAAUUAUCUACCAACCAUUCAAACAUUUGUUCACCAACAACUUGAAUCUGCUCGAUUGGCCACCGAACAACAAAUUGCCAUUGUUCACUAUCAUUAUAUAGAUCAUGUGUUUGAAUUAAAAUUUCUAGCAUGUAAUCCAACUCGACAGCAGAAACAAAUUGUUCAAAAAUUGGAUGAAGCAAAAUAUCAACAAGAAAAGACUCAAGCAGAGUAUAAUUUAUUGACCUAUCGAAUUUCCAUGGACAAAUCAUCGGCAAGAUCUCUCGAGUUACCUCGAGAAAAAUUUUUCAAAACUAUCGAAGAUGAAUCGAUUCGACAAAAACUACAUGACCAAUAUGUGAACAUAGCACAACAAGCCAAAAAAGAUAUGAUACAAUUAUGUGUCUCUACGGCUCAAACUCAAAAAGAUCAAUCUGCAAAAGAAUUCAAUACUAGAUUAGAACAAUUCAAACUCAAACAACAAUCAUUACCACAUCAUAAACAAUUCACCAGCAACAUGAUUAAUUUAAUAGAAGAACAUUGGAAACAGAUCAGUGCAAGUGUAGAAUCUGCUUAUACAUAUAAACUUGAUUUGAUGCGUUUAACUUUUGUACAUAAUUAA